GCUGAUUGUGCCACCAGUGUUGCCGUACUGCGGCGCUGUCUCCGCCAGCCCUCACCUCUCCUCUCUGUUCUCUGGUGUUGAUGCUGGGGUAAACAUGUCGGUACAUGGAGGUGUAACCAGAGGGUUCUACUUCAACACAGUACUGUCACUAGCUCGUUCUUUGGCGGCAAACAAACCUACGCCACUCGAAAAGGUCCAGAAGCUACAAUGCAUGUGCCCCGUGGAGUCGAGAGGCGUGUUCACGCUGGAUGCUCGUCGGAGAGACGCUGUCAUCGCGAUCGCUGUGUUCCUGGUGGAGUCUGACCUGCAGCACAAAGACUUGGUUGUUCCCUACUUGCUGGGUCUGUUGAGGGGGAUUCCCCGGGUCCAGUGGCUGGAGGAAAACUCCAGAAGGAGAGGGAACGGGUGGCUCCCAGUUGCAGAGACCUUCAGCUUCUGCCUGGUGACACUGCUGUGUGAUGUGGCCCAGAGAGACCCUGGCAGCAGACUCCAGAUCCUGGAGGCUGUGAUGGAUGUAAUGCAGGGACUUCAGGACAUAUGCCAGACGCCUGACAAUUACGAAAAAGUCUACCUGUGCAGGUACGUCGUCCCCUGCCUCCUGGGCGUGAUGAGGGCCUUCGGUCGCUACAGCAACACGGAGGAGUCAUUGCUGUCCAAGCUGUUUCCCAAGGACCGCCCCCAGGCGCCCCUGGUUACCGAGGAGACGGAGGCAGUGCGAAGGAGGUCCUUCAAUGACUUCCGCUCCAUCCUGCCCUCCUCCCUGCUGACAGCAUGCCAGAGCGACACGCUCCGCAAGCGCAACGGCUCCGCCCCCGACCCGGGGGGCCCCUCCCCUGUCUCCCCUACCACUCCUGGACCACACUACUUUGAAGGGUGCUACCGACCAGACAACAGCAGCGUGGAUCCUGACUACUACUUCUGCACGGUCAGCUCCAGCUUCUCUGCGUCUCCGGCCUUCGUGGGGGCAGGAGCGAGGGAGGUUGAAGUACCUGUAGACCUGCUGCGACGCCUGCUAGGCAUGGUGAAGAGCUUAGUGUCAGACUCGUUCCUGAAGACCCUGGACACCAUGGUGACCGAGUUCACAGAGACCAACCCUGGGACCAGCCUGUUCUACAAAGCCUUCAGUGACCCCCUGUACGUCUGCAUAUUCAAGAUGCUCAGAGACACCCUCUACAACAUGACGGCCCUGCAGCCUGACUUUGUGAGGGAGGUGCAUGACUUUGUCCUGGAGCAGUUCAGCAGCAGCCAGUCGGAGCUGCAGCGGGUCCUGCACACCUCCGACGCCACGUUCGGAGAGCCCAGCCCGCUCAAGUUGCGCUGCCAGGCCAACGCCGCCUGCGUGGACCUCAUGGUCUGGGCCGUCAAGGACGAGCAAGGUGCUGAGAACCUGUGCACCAAGCUGUCUGAGAAGCUGCAGUCCAAAACCUCCAGCAAGGUCAUCAUCGCCCACAUGCCCCUGCUCAUCUGCUGCUUGCAGGGUCUGGGCCGCCUGUGUGAGAGGUUCCCUGUGGUUGCACACUCCACCACCACCUCCCUGAGAGACUUCCUGGUGGUGCCCUCCCCCGUCCUUGUCAAGCUCUACAAGUACCACAGCCAGUACUGCACAGGGACUGGUGAGAUCAGGAUCAAUGUGAUUAAUGAACACUCCCAGUCCAGCUUCAACCUGCUGUCCAACAGGAAGGACCAGCCAUCUAUGUACGAGCAGCUCCGGGACAUCUCUAUUGACAACAUCUGCAGGUCUCUGAAGGCAGGCCUCACCAUGGACCCAGUCAUAGUUGAGGCGUUCCUCGCAAGCCUGUCCAACCGCCUCUACAUCUCCCAGGAGAACGACAAGGACGCCCACCUGAUCCCGGACCACACCAUCCGGGCACUGGGCCACAUGGCAGUGGCUCUGAGAGACACGCCCCGGGUGAUGGAGCCCAUCCUCCAGAUCCUGCAGCAGAAGUUCUGUCAGCCGCCAUCGCAGCUCGACGUGCUGAUCGUUGACCAGCUGGGCUGCAUGGUCAUCACUGGGAAUCUGUACAUCUACCAGGAGGUAUGGAACCUGUUCCAGCAGAUCAGUGUGAAGGCCAGCUCUGUGGUCUACUCUGCCACCAAAGACUACAGAGACCAUGGAUACAGACACUGUUCGCUGGCUGUGAUCAACGCUCUGGCCAACAUCGCGGCCAACCUGCAGGGGGAGCCGCUGGUGGAUGAGCUGAUGGUGAAUCUGCUGGAGCUGUUUGUCCAGCUGGGGCUGGAGGGCAAGAGGGCCAGCGAAAGGGCCCCAGACAAAGGCCCCGCGCUGAAGGCCUCUAGCAGUGCCGGCAACCUGGGGGUGCUCAUCCCGGUCAUCGCUGUGCUGACCAGAAGACUGCCUCCCAUCAAAGAGGCUAAGCCCCGCCUCCAGAAGUUAUUCAGGGAUUUCUGGUUGUAUUCAGUGGUGAUGGGCUUCGCUGUGGAGGGCUCAGGACUGUGGCCAGAGGAGUGGUAUGAGGGUGUGUGUGAGAUUGCCACAAAGUCUCCUCUCCUAACCUUUCCCAGCGGGGAGCCCCUCCGCUCAGAGCUGCAGUACAACUCAGCCCUGAAGAACGACACUGUCACUCCGGCGGAGCUCAGCGACCUGCGCUCCACCAUCAUCAAUCUGCUAGACCCCUCCCCCGAAGCCUCCGCCCUCAUCAACAAGCUGGACUUCGCCAUGUCCACAUACCUGCUGUCCGUAUACAGACUGGAGUACAUGAGGAUGCUGCGCUCCAAUGAUCCUGAUGGGUUCCAGGUCAUGUUCCGCUACUUUGAAGACAAAGCCAUCCAGAAGGACAAGUCUGGUAUGAUGCUGUGUGUGAUCUGCGUGGGAGACAAGGUGUUUGAAGUCUUCCUCCAGAUGAUGUCAGAGAAGCCGAAGACCAAAGUGCACGAGGAGGAACUGGAACGUCAUGCCCAGUUUCUAUUGGUCAACUUCAACCACACCCACAAAAGGAUCCGCAGAGUUGCAGACAAAUACCUGUCUGGAUUGGCUGAGACCUUCCCUCACCUGCUCUGGAGUGGGCGUGUGCUGAAGACCAUGCUAGACAUCCUUCAGACCCUGUCUCUGUCUCUCAGCGCUGACAUCCAUAAGGACCCGCCGUACUACGACAUCCCUGACACGCCCCACCGCAUCACCGUCCCUGACACCUAUGAGGCCCGCGAGAGCAUAGUGAAGGACUUUGCAGCUCGUUGUGGGGAGAUCUUGAAGGAGGCCAUGAAGUGGGCCUCCUCUGUAACCAAGUCCCACCUGCAGGAGUAUCUCAACAAGCACCAGAACUGGGUGUCUGGUCUGUCCCAGCACACUGGUCUGGCUAUGGCCACAGAGAGCAUCCUGCACUUCGCUGGCUACAACAGGCAGAGUGUUACACUGGGGGCCACCCAGCUCAUGGAGAGACCAGCUUGUGUGAAGAAGGACUACUCCAACUUCAUGGCCUCUCUCAACCUGAGAAAUCGCUACACAGGAGAGGUUGCAGGUAUGAUCCAGUUCUCAGAGGCAACCCACUGCCAGUCAGACCUGAACAAGCUGCUGGUGCGCCAGAUGAGCGAGGCGCUGGAGGCCAGCAACCCAGAAGCCUUCACUCAGACCAUGUUCAAGAUGGCCGCCCUGCUCAUCAGCACCAAAGAGUGUGAUCCCCAGCUACUGCACCACCUGUGCUGGUCUCCUCUAAAGAUGUUUACCGAGCAUGGCAUGGAGACGGCCAUCGCUUGCUGGGAGUGGUUCCUGGCUGCACGCAGCGGAGUGGAGGUCCCUUUCAUGCGAGAAAUGGCGGGGGCUUGGCAGAUGACAGUGGAGCUGAAGAUGGGGCUGUUCUCCGAGGCCCAGUUGGAGGCUGACCCCCUGGCGGCCUCUGAAGAGAGCCAGCCUCUCCCCUGCCCCCCCAACGUCACACCCCACUUCCUGUGGAUAGAGUUUCUGGUCCAGAGAUUUGAGAUCGCCAAGUACUGCAGUGCUGACCAGGUGGAGAUCUUCAUUGCGGUCCUGCAAAGGGCGCUGUCGCUCAGUGUGGGUGGAGCCAAGAGCUCCAUGAACCGACACGUUGCUGCCAUAGGACCCAGAUACAGGCUGCUAACACUAGGUCUGACUUUGCUCCAUGCUGAUGUGGUCACCAACGCCACCAUCAGGAACGUGCUGCGAGAGAAGAUCUACUCGACGGCCUUUGACUACUUCAGCAUGGCUCCCAAGUUCCCCACCCAGACAGAGAAGAGGCUGAGAGAGGACAUCAGCAUCAUGAUUAAGUUCUACUCCAGUCUACUGUCCGAUAAGAAGUACCUGACCGCAAACCAGCUUGUUCCUCCAGAUCCCCAGGACAUGUCUGUGAACAGCCUGUCUGUUGUCACGGUAACAGACAGCAGGAACAGCCUGGAUGCAGCCGUGGGCCAGAGGCAGCAGGCCGCCCAGGGAUGGAUCAACACCUAUCCCCUCUCCUCCGGCAUAUCCACCAUCUCCAAGAAGUCAGGUCUGUCUAAGAAGAGCACCAGAGGCUCUCAGCUACACAAGUACUACAUGAAGCGAAGGACCCUACUACUGGCCUUGCUGGCCAGUGAGAUUGAGCGCUUGACUACGUGGUACAACCCGCUGUCUGUUCAGGAGCUGAUCAUCUCCACUGACCCGUCAGUGGAGACCAGCAUCGCCAACUGGAGGUCCAAGUACAUCAGCCUGACAGAGAAGCAGUGGAGGGACAACGUCAACCUGGCCUGGAGCAUCGCUCCAUACCUGGCUCUGCAGCUUCCUGCACGGUUUAAGAACACAGAGGCCAUAGUAUCGGAGGUGACUCGGCUAGUCCGCAUGGACCCUGGAGCAGUCUGUGAUGUACCUGAGGCUGUCAAGUUCCUGGUGACAUGGCACACCAUUGACGCAGACUCUCCGGAGCUGAGCCACAUCCUGUGCUGGGCCCCAGCUGACCCCCCCACCGGCCUGUCCUACUUCUCCUCCAUGUACCCCCCCCACCCCCUCACCGCUCAAUACGGGGUCAGGGUGCUUCGCUCCUUCCCCCCGGAUGCCAUCUUGUUCUACAUUCCUCAGAUUGUCCAAGCUCUGCGAUACGACAAGAUGGGGUAUGUGAGAGAGUACAUCCUGUGGGCGGCCCAGAAGUCCCAGCUGCUGGCUCACCAGUUCAUCUGGAACAUGAAGACCAACAUUUACCUGGACGAGGAAGGCCAUCAAAAAGACCCUGACAUCGGCGAGCAGCUGGAGAAGAUGGUGGAGGAGAUCACAGGCUCCCUGUCGGGUCCAGCCAAGGACUUUUACCAGAGAGAGUUUGACUUCUUCAACAAGAUCACCAACGUCUCCGCCAUCCUCAAGCCCAUCCCCAAGGGAGAAGAGAGGAAGAGGGCGUGUCUGACAGCCCUGUCAGACAUCCAGGUCCAGCCAGGCUGCUAUCUCCCCAGCAACCCUGAGGCCAUCGUCCUCGACAUUGACUACAAGUCUGGCACACCCAUGCAGAGCGCUGCCAAGGCUCCCUAUCUGGCCAAGUUCAAAGUGAAGAGAUGUGGCGUGAGCGAGCUGGAGAAAGAAGGUCUUCUGUGCCGGUCUGACUCUCUGGAUGAAGCUCAGACUGAAGAGGAGGCCCAGAGAAUCUGCUGGCAGGCGGCCAUUUUUAAAGUUGGGGAUGACUGCAGACAGGACAUGCUGGCUCUCCAGAUCAUCGGUCUGUUUAAGAACAUCUUCCAGCUAGUGGGUCUGGACCUGUUUGUGUUCCCCUACCGAGUGGUGGCCACUGCUCCUGGGUGUGGGGUGAUAGAAUGCAUCCCAGACUGUAAGUCCAGAGACCAGCUGGGGCGUCAGACAGACUUUGGGAUGUACGACUACUUCAGGAACCAGUAUGGAGACGAGUCCACCCUGGCCUUCCAGAAGGCGAGGUAUAACUUCAUCCGCAGUAUGGCUGCCUAUAGUCUUCUGCUUUUCCUGCUGCAGAUUAAGGACAGACACAAUGGCAACAUCAUGCUGGACAGCCAGGGACACAUCAUCCACAUUGACUUUGGCUUCAUGUUUGAGAGCUCUCCAGGUGGUAACCUGGGCUGGGAACCAGACAUCAAGCUGACCGACGAGAUGGUGAUGAUUAUGGGGGGCAAGAUGGAGGCCACACCUUUCAGAUGGUUCAUGGAGAUGUGUGUCAGAGGCUACCUAGCUGUCAGGCCUUACAUGGAUGCUGUGGUUUCCUUGGUAACCCUGAUGCUGGAUACUGGGCUUCCCUGCUUCAGAGGACAGACCAUCAAACUACUCAAGCAGCGUUUUAACCCCAGCGUGAGUGAGAAGGAUGCCGCCGCCUACAUCAUCAAAAUCAUCCAAAAUUGUUUCCUCAGUAACAGGAGUAAAACCUACGACAUGCUCCAAUUCUACCAGAAUCAAAUCCCUUACUGAUGUGCCUCAGUGUAUGUGCCUGUUGGUAGGUUGUUAAAGGUUGUUGAUGAAAUAUUCCAUAUAUUUUUUUGUUUUUUUUAUCCUCUCUCUUUAUCUUUUUGUUCGCCAAAGUUACUCGCUGUCAUCUAGACUUCUGUGCAUUCAAAGACCGAACUGUUUACUCCUCCAAUCUGCACAGUCAGUGAAUGAUGGCUUUAAUCAUUGAAAUAAGAGUUUGUGUUAUAAAAAAAAAAGAAGAUUUAUAAAUGUGUGUUAAUAUGGUGUGCAUUCAAAUACAAUUAUUUUUAAUGUAUUUCUCUCUGGAUUGACAGUACUGUAUGUGUAAUGUUUUAAAGUUAACUAAUUGGAUACUUGAAGCAGUUGUCUGGUUUUAGUUGAAAACAACAUGACCUGUUCUGUUCUGUUACUGUGUUGAGAACUGUGUUCCUCUACCUAUUGGACCAAUCAGAGUGGGGAUGUGCUUCUGUCAUGACCCUCCAGUCGAUCCUGACAGACAUGGACUGCUCUGGAUAGGACACUAUCUGCUUGGCAAAACAAAUUUGACUUUCAACUACAAGUAAUUGUUGAAGGCAAUAAAACACUAAAUUAAAAUGGUUUGGAUUUUAUGGAGAGCUAAUAAUUGAAAACAUUUCACGUUACCUGAAAACUUUAAUGUCACGUCAAGUGUCUUCACUGCUGCCAAAGCACCUUCUGUGGACAAAGUUACUGAAAUAUUUAUCUUUCAGUUAGUGAGGUCCAUGUCUGUUAUGGGUAGUCAAAGCCAUUAUUUAAUGUUUUGGUUGUAAAGAUUCUGCCUAUCUUUGUAUAUUUAUAUCCGCAACCCUUUUCUGUCACCUUUUCUAUAUUCAGGUCUUUUGGAUGGGAAUGUCUAGAUAUGAAAUCAAAUAAAGAAAUAUUGUCCUAA
This is a messenger RNA of Osmerus eperlanus (European smelt), 7268 nucleotides long. Its product is annotated as phosphatidylinositol 4-kinase alpha-like. Gene Ontology annotation, cellular component: cytoplasm; plasma membrane. Gene Ontology annotation, molecular function: 1-phosphatidylinositol 4-kinase activity. The transcript is spliced from 54 exons. The record is from RefSeq and is a predicted model, not a curated record. Gene Ontology annotation, biological process: phosphatidylinositol-mediated signaling; phosphatidylinositol phosphate biosynthetic process. Lineage: Eukaryota; Metazoa; Chordata; Actinopteri; Osmeriformes; Osmeridae. Bases 95 to 6364 code for a protein of 2089 amino acids.